UACAGGCUAUAGAAAUGUUCAUGAUGAUGCUGAAGUUUAUAGUAGGUCUAAUAAAUAAUAAUUUUGUGGACAUGAAAAGCCAAUAUAAUAUAUAAGCCUACAACAAUAAAAACUAAUGUUUGUAUUUCAGUUUUUAACAUUUUAGGUAACUUAUUUAGAUUUAGACAAACUUUUGAUUCACAAGGGAAAUUAUGUGGACACAGCAGCUCACAUAUCACAAUAUAAUAUAAUAACAAAGAGAAAAAAAUAUAAAUGUUAAAAAUAAAUUCUAAAUAAGUAGCAAAAAAGAGCAAGAGAGAGUUGUCAAAAAAGACGUAGUUAUAUAAAUUAUAUAAAAUCACAGCUUCAUACAAGAGGACAUUAUCUAUUACAUAAGGGUGAGUUGUUGUACAGUUGUAGGGAGUAUUAUAGUAUGAAUGUUGUCCUGUACCUCUCACGCCUUUCUGUGUGGAGUAUAUGGUGUGUAUUAUCUGUCCUAUAUACUUUUCAUUGUGUUCAUACAAUACACUGUACAAAACAAAUUGAGAUAAGGAAAUAGGCUAAAUAAAUUGCAUUGUUUCCUACGCUGUAACGCUAUGUGGACUUACUUCAGCUUUGUGCCAAGAGCUCGUGUUAUGUAGCAUUUUAUUAUAGACUGUAAACCUAACACACACCUUCAUAAACUUUCCUUUGUUAUAAAUGUUUUGUGGGCGUGCCUUCUCUUCCGGGACGAUCCACCUGACGCGCACGGGACAGGUGCAGGAGCAGAGUCCGACCUGCGCUCGUUUUGGGACCCGGUCACUGCAAACCCACGGAUUUAUGUGCACACAGCGGGGGACUGGACACACGCGAAGAAGAGGUCCACGCGGGUUAUGUCGUGAUAUGAACUUAAGAGACGAUUCGGGCGAUAAUUUAACUUGACAACAAAACGAAAGCGGCGGAUUCACCAGUUCACCAAACGUUCUGCAGCCGGAUUAAUGCUGAUUUCCGAACAAGUCUUCCUCUAAUAUUUCCUCGUGCAGAUCAUAGAGUUUGUGCAGAUGGAGUCAACAGGAGCCACGGGUGAGUGAGUGACGCUUUUUACACUUAAACGCACUGUCAGCCUUUAACUCGGUCUUUAACCUUUUGUUUUUUGUUGUUUUUUUUUUCUCUAAAACGAGCAGAGAAAUUUUAAGUUUUGCUUUUCUUGUUUUGUCACUUCAGACUGACAGACCGUGCGUAAUUGUAGACGUAAAAUGACGUGCGUGGCCGGUUAGCUCAGUUGGUUAGAGCGUGGUGCUAAUAACGCCAAGGUCGCGGGUUCGAUCCCCGUACGGGCCAACGCUGUUUUGAGUCGAGCCAACAGACAAUGUCUUGUACCUGUUUUAUAUACUAAACUGUAAUGCAUUUGAAGUUAAAUCCAGUUGCAUCAAGACAAAAAAAUGAGUCAAUAAGAGUCAACUGGUAACAGGAGUCAUGAUGCCAGGAGGGUUUGAGGGGGCACUGGACUCCACGAACAUCCAAUGCACUCCUGUUACUCCCUAUUUUCUUAGGACAUUCAAUCUUGACUAAAAAUCAAAUGGCAACUACAGAGUGUUCAAAAUGUGACGGCAAUAAAACAAUAAUUCCAGGUUUCAUAAAUCACUGCAGGGUGUUAACUGCAUUUAAACUUGUUUAAAACAGCAAAGCAAACAUGGUAGGGUGUCGGUGGGGGUGCACGUACAUUAAAAGCUCUAAAUUUACAUGUUAAGUGUGCACUCCCAUAGUUUCUCCAAACAAAUAUGUCUGGCAUCGCCCCUGACUGGUAACAACACUAUUAUAUGACCCUCACAUUGCUUUUAAUAGUCUACCGGAACCUUGUGUUGUCAUUUUGCCAGUGUUCAGAUUAAGGUGCUUAAAAUGUUAAAUCAGCGUCCUUUUCGUGUCCAUUGCGGUGUGUUUUUGGGGACAGGGGGCAGUGUGAGGCGCUCUCCUCUGGACCUCAUCAUGAACCAGAUCCGGAGGAAGCGCUCAGACCGCAGGCCCCUGGGGAGGCUCCUGUCCUGGGCCUCAGAGCGGACCGUGAUCCGAGAGGACGAGCCCGACGCGAAGGUCCAGAGUCCAGCUGUUCCAGAGUCUGACGAGGAGCAGGGCAUGGGGUGGGGGCGAGUUCGUGCUUUUCUUCACCGAUUCGGCUCAGAGACAGAGAAAGGGAGAAUCAACCUGUCCCACUGCGACCUGACCGCCACAGACCUCCUCGAACUCGGCACCCUGCUGCCCUACGUGCCGCUGUUGGAGGACUUGGACUUGUCCUGGAACGAUCUGAUUGGUGGAAGUCUCCGCGCUCUCUCCUCCCACUUAAACCACAUGAACUGUCUGUCCGCUCUGAGGCUCAGCGGCUGCAGACUCAACCACCAAGACCUCAGCGCUCUAGGAGAUGCUUUGAGCUGCCUACCUUCAGUUGAGGUCCUGGAUUUGUCCUGGAACGGAGCGCUCGGCGGUGGUGGGUUGCAAGGUCUUGUGGGUAAACUGCAGCCCACUCUGACAGAGCUCCACCUGGUGGCCUGUGAGCUCACUGCGGCGGAUGGCACUUCACUGGGAGAGAUACUGUCCUCCAUGUCGUGUCUGUCUGUACUGGACCUCUCCUGUAACCCAAACUUCACUGAUGGAGUCAAAGACGUGUGCUCCGCUCUGUCCAAAAACACUUCCCUCAAAACACUCAGACUUCAGGCAGUGGGACUGGCCCCUCUCAGCCUACAAGCUCUGGGUGAAUCUCUCCAGUUCGUGCCCUCGCUGCGUCUCUUGGACCUGUCCUGUAACAAAGGCCUGUCUGGACACCUGUCGCUCCUCUCCCCUCACCUGUCGCACCUGUCUCUGCUCGAAACACUCGACCUCCAUCUGAGCGGACUGACGCGCUCCGACAUACAAGCUCUGGUCCAGGUGCUGCCCUCUCUGAUUUCUUUAACAGACCUGAAUGUUUCGUCCAAUCAGGAGACAGGAGACACGGUGCAUACGCUGAUCCCUGCUCUCCCGCUCACCCACAUGAAGAGACUCCCCCUGAACAACUGUGAUCUAACCCACAAAUCCUACACCGCUCUGGUUGUGGCUGUGCCGUACCUUCGCUGUGUGGACGUGUCUUGGUGUAAAGUGGUCGGGGGCAGACUGUUGUUGCUUCUUGAAGCUCUUCAGCCGUCGGUGCUCCAGGAGCUGAGACUGAGCAGCUGUGAACUCAACACACAGGACAUUCAACAUCUGGCCUCAGUGUGCCAUGGCGGCUUUCUCUCCUCUCUCCGAGUUCUGGAUCUCUCCUACAAUGGUUCCGUUGGGUCAAAUGGCUGGUCCAGUCUGUUCACCUCUGGAGGACUGGGUUCACUGGAAGAACUUGACCUGAGCCUGCGACCUAUCACCUCUGCCCCCUGCUCGGACUGGCUGCCCGCUCUGCUCCGCGCUCUCCCUCGCCUGACGGCUCUGAAAAGACUGGGACUACAAAGAUGGACGAUCGGAGGCCAAGAAAAACUACAACUGGAUCAUAGUCUGAGGAAAAGAAAUGUCCUGUUAGAGAUGGACACGGAGGAAACCAGUCAGGACAAAGAGAUUCAGCCUGAGGAGUAAAAACCUAACACAGAAUCAAGUAUUAAACAAGACUAUUACGAAUUAAAGCACCACUGGGUAACUUUUUACCCAAAUGAUAGACUAUAAAAGUAUUUCAUUUUGGAUGUUUUCAUUGUCUCGUGACUCUUAUUUUGGCUAUAAUGUUCUAUAGUACGGCAUUACUAUUAUCUAUCUCCUUGAAAAAUGUUCCUAUGUACGAUUUUAACUUUCCGUUUCCAUGGUUACCUCCAGAAAGUUGCACAGUGUUGCUUUAAACUAAACCAUGUCUCAAUCAGAUACUGUGAUGUUGUUGUACUUGCACUUACAAAUUAGGCUAUUGAACUGUUUGAAUGUUGUUUUCUAAGCACUAUGUUGAAAAAAAAAACAAGCAAACAUUUAACUGCACAUUGAUGUUAAGAAAAUAUACGAUUUA
Molecule: messenger RNA, 3961 nt
Organism: Boleophthalmus pectinirostris (great blue-spotted mudskipper)
Lineage: Eukaryota; Metazoa; Chordata; Actinopteri; Gobiiformes; Gobiidae
Gene: lrrc31
Product: leucine rich repeat containing 31
Exons: 9
Coding region: 1858-3549 (563 amino acids)
Molecular function (GO): protein binding
Source: RefSeq, a predicted model, not a curated record